AUGCAACAGUACGCCGUUGAUCAAUGCUGUAAGAUCGAAGAACAGCGGCUCAAAUUCCAACGUGAACAUCAAGCACAGCUGCGUGCCGAUGCAUACGCUGGCAUAAUGGAUUUUGCUGGUCCAAUCGUCAAUCCGUUACCGGAAGAUCCGCUCGAACACGACCGAAACCUUGGGCAAGCGGGCACACGCAUUAUUCUUGCCCCAUCUUUUCCAGGAGGCGAGCGCUAUAUGCGCGCCCAAUAUCAAGAUUCGAUGGCCAUUGUGAGAGCUAUUGGAAAGCCAGAUUUAUUUAUCACUGUCACUUGCAACGCGAAAUGGGUAGAGGUAUCGGAAGCUUUACUUCCACGACAACAUGCCGCAGAUCGACCAGAUCUGACGGCCCGUGUGUUUCGACUGAAACUAAAAUCCAUCUUGGAUGACCUUUCGGCUGGAGUUCUUGGUUUAGAGAUUGCACGCAUUCAUGUUAUUGAAUACCAGAAGCGUGGCCUUCCCCAUGCUCACUGUUUGCUGAUGCUUGCUGAAGCGGACAAGCCACGGUCGGCGGAUGAUUAUGACCGUUUAGACUCUGCCGAAAUCCCGGAUCCAGAAAACGAACAACUUUAUCAAACAGUACGCAUGUGCAUGAUGCAUGGACCAUGCGGUAGAUCGAAUCCGGAUGCACCGUGUAUGAAAGAUGGUGUAUGUUCGAAAAGGUUCCCGAAAAAUUUCACCAAUGAAACAAAACAAGCCGAUGACGGUUAUCCAGUAUAUAGACGACGCAACGAUGGACGUACUGUAACAGUAAAGGGUGUACACCUGGACAAUCGUUAUGUUGUACCCUACAAUCCAUGGUUGUGUCAUAAAUACGAUUGUCACAUAAACGUCGAGGUAUGUUCGUCGGUGGCCAGUAUUAAGUACCUUUACAAGUACGUGUAUAAGGGACACGACCGAGUAGUAAUUUCGCCAUCUACAUCAUUGAACGAGAUACAAGAAUAUCUUGAUGCUCGGUACAUAUCAGCAUCUCAGGCCAUGGCAAUCAUCUUCGGUUUCGAGAUGCAGGCAAAAACAGUCACUGUCGUCGUACUACCGAUACACCUCGAGAACCAACAGGGAAUCGUCUUUAAUUCGAACGAAAACAUCGAAUCUGUCAUCGAACGAGGCCACCACACAAUGCUAACGCGCUUCUUUCAGCUGAUGGCAAAUGAUCCUUCCGCGUGA
This is a messenger RNA of Anopheles coluzzii, 1197 nucleotides long. RefSeq lists its product as uncharacterized. The transcript has a single exon. NCBI's taxonomy places the organism in Eukaryota, Metazoa, Arthropoda, Insecta, Diptera, Culicidae. The coding region runs from base 1 to 1197 and encodes 398 amino acids. The record is from RefSeq and is a predicted model, not a curated record.